This is a messenger RNA of Somion occarium, 3324 nucleotides long. The record is from the annotation of a GenBank genome assembly. NCBI's taxonomy places the organism in Eukaryota, Fungi, Basidiomycota, Agaricomycetes, Polyporales, Cerrenaceae.
GACCUCAAGACUCCUAUUUCUCUCUUGCCGACUUCUGUGUUCAGUGCGUAUGUCCCAGCAGAGACAUGACCACGUAUGAAACACGAUCAUAAACACCGAAAUCAAGUUUCAUAUAGGGAGACCUGCUAAUCCAUCAUUUGGAGAAAUUCAGUAGGAAUCCGGGCCUUAGGGUUUUGAGGAACGUCGACGAAUGAGUUUGGACGAGUUUUCCACUUCCAUAAUGGUAACAGAAAAUUAGUCUACAGUGUAGACCGAAAGUUCAAAGCUCAACAUCCAACAGUCGUACCUGAGGAUAUCUCUGUCACAAGUUCUGGCAGCCUGAAGGCCCUGAACAAUACUAGAAUGCUUCCGUCCGUCCGAAUUCGUCUACUAACUUAUGGUUCGGCAAUACCCGCACCAAGCAGCGGAUGCUCAUUAUGGGCGCCUCAGCAACUGCCCUUCAAGCUUCAAGUUCAACGUUUCGACGGUUUCACCGUUGCAGCUGUCUUGACAUGGCCGCUGCAUACGGCCAAUCUUUCAAUGACCUCGAGUCAGGGGAGAACUAUAAACUAGCGGAUAGCGCGGACGAGGAGCAAGUUGCUCUCCUACCAUCCCCCACGAAGGAGCAAGACGCUGCAUCUGAAGAUGAUAUCCCUCGAAAACGCUCCGCUGGCCCAUUCUAUUCUCGUCCUAUCUUCCAGAUAGCUUCGUCUUUCGUUUUGGGUAUUGUUGCUUGCUUAACGUUACAGUAUAUUGUUUGUGCAAUCAACCUCUCUGGCGUGUGUGAUGACGCGUCUUCAGCUAUUGGACGUCUUGCUUCGCCCGAGGCAGGUUCCACCGAGGUUCACAAGUUUCCUCCUUUGUCACCCACCAACGCAUCCCCUUCCUUAUUCCCUAGCUCUGUCGGCUAUGCAGGACCUACUCCUACAGGAGCUGAACCCGGACUCAUACAAACAGCGCCGUCAUACCCUCUACAUACUGGCGCUCCUCACCUCGUGGCGCCUCACUUCAAGUCGAAACAUAAUAGUUCAGAGUCCUCGUCAAGCCGAUUGGAUGGUUCAAGCCGAUUUGAUCUCUUCAAGCAUUGGGGCAAUCUGUCUCCUUGGUUUAGCGUGAAGCGAGGAUCCUUUGGUCUCGACUCUAGCCCUGAGGCACCCGACACCUGUCGCGUAACUGGCCUUCACUUCUUGCACAGACAUGGUGCUCGCUACCCCACGAGCUAUGCUUCAUAUGGUGGACCUGCCAACUUUUCCUCUCGUUUGCAUCAUUCCGCUGCUAAGUGGAAUGGGCAGGGUGACCUAAGUUUUAUGAAUGACUGGACCUACAAGCUAGGAGAAGAAGUGCUCACUCCUUUCGGGCGUCAGCAAAUUUUUGACCUCGGUGUUUCAAUGCGUAUCAAAUAUGGCUAUCUGCUCGAGAACUUCACUAAAACCAACACACUGCCUGUGUUCCGAACUGAGUCACAAGAUCGUAUGUUGGCUUCCGCGCUCAAUUUCGCUAUCGGUUUCUUCGGCUUCCCAUAUGAAGGCCAAUAUCAGCAAAGUAUCACCAUUGAGGCACAUGGGUUCAAUAAUACACUCGCGCCAUACAAGACGUGCCCUAAUGCAAGAACCUCCGGGAAGUCCGACCGGUCUCUAUACUAUGUCCGUGAAUGGGCUUCGAAGUAUUUGGCGGAUGCCCAUGCACGAUUGGCACCUCAACUGGAAGGAUACGACCUGAGUAUUGAAGACGUUUUCACGAUGCAGCAGCUGUGUGCUUACGAGACUGUUGCCAUUGGAUAUUCCAGAUUCUGCGAGCUCUUCAAUGAAGAGGAGUGGAAGGGCUUCAACUAUGCGCUCGAUUUGUUCUUUUGGUACGACUCAGGUUUCGGAUCGCCAGUUGCCCGUGUCCAAGGCAUAGGUUAUGUACAAGAGCUCGUGGCCCGUCUCACUCAUGCCCCUAUCGCCGUCCAUAAUUCGUCUACCAACGCUACUCUUGACGAUAACUCGGUGACAUUCCCUCUCGGCCAAAGCCUCUACGUCGAUGCUACCCACGAAGUCGUCGUGCUUAACAUUAUCACUGCUUUGAAUUUGACCAAUUUUGCUGCGGAUGGACCUUUGCCUGCCAGUCACAUUCCAGAAAAUAGGGCAUUCAAAGUCUCGCACCUCGCGCCGUUUGCGACUAAUGUCCAGUUCCAACGUAAGCUUCUUUCAUUCUUAUCCAUCCUCGACCUUCUCACACCUUCUUCUUUCACAGUGCUUUCUUGCGAGUCUACACCUGACCCUCAAAUACGAAUCAUCAUUAACGACGGUGUCGUUCCCUUGACAUCUAUCAAGGGAUGUUCCGAACACAAAGACGGUCUGUGUCCUGUCUCUACGUUCGUAGAAGCUCAGAAGGAAAUGAUCGCGACAACCGAUUGGGAAUGGGGAUGUCAUGGCGGUUGGGAAGUUCCUGCAGGCCCUGAGUGGAAUACUACUACUGGAUACCCACCUGUUCAGGAGGAUUAGGGGUUGACUUUUGCUAUUGAUCUUUACUGUUGAUUUUUGGGUAGAUUAUGGACAUUCUGGAUACCUAUAUCUGUUUUUGGGUACUUUGUCCGGUUCUGAUACCAUAUACUUUACAUUUUAUGCUACUACCAACAUUUCUUUCCGGCGCUGGUUAGUACACAAGCCAACUCUCAGCCUUGUUCAGCGCAUCAUCCCACCCGCCGUCCUUGCCGGUUUCCCAAACUUGCACACUAUCAACUUCAUCUUUACCCAACUUCAAACCGUUAUACAAGUGAGGAAACAACCCCUCUCCUCCCCUUGGUCCACACACUUCCGCCUUUGGAUCUUCCCACUUCAUAUCCUUGUCAAUGGCGUCAUAAGGUAUCCGCAGCACAUAAACGCGAGAGUCCUCUCGAAAGAAGUACUUGAGCGUUCCAGGGAUUUGUUUGGCUGUGGAUAGGUGGAUGAAACCUGAGGUUUGGUCAAGCUCGCUAACUGGAAGUCUCUCUGGUAAAGGAUCGGGGGGAACAGCGGAGGAUGGGAUCAGUUUGUAGACGUAGCUAGGUUUGGAGGAUGCCUCGGACAUGGUGGAUGAAGUUUAGGAUCGAUCUGAGAUCAAGAAGUAUCGUUUCGCAUUCGCCACUCUAUUGAGGCUCGCUUCCGGCCGCUAAUAUAUUCGUGGUUCAUAUAUAGAAUCUUAGUUCCCUCAGUCAAGUACAAUGCCUGCUCGACUUCUUUCAAAUAUUCUGAGCAAGGUAUAAUUUCAUUCAAAUCGAGUUGUCCAGCCCAAGCACAGUUCUACUAUGUAGUAGACAUCGAAAGGACUCAGCGGUAUAUCGCAAGAACCAGAGUUCGAGCAGAAUCGGAUGAGGGAAACGAG